GGCUUCACGGUCAGGGCCACAAGAUGGCGGAAGCGGUUGCAGCCGUUUGAAUUCCAGUGGAGCCGCCAAACUCGCACAAUAACCACCGGGCACGGCCGCCGCCAUGGACUCGCUGCCGGGGGAGGACCCUACGCUGCCCCUGGACUUGGGCGGCAGCGUCAACGUGGCCGACCUGCCCGACGUGCCCGGGGAUGCAGCCCGACCCGGCCCGGCCGGCAGCGCAGUGUUACCAGACAUGGCGGAAGAUGCAGUUUCACCAACCAGGGCUCGGACCAUGAAGGAUUAUGAAAAUCAAAUCACUGACUUAAAAAAAGAGAAUUUCAACUUGAAGCUUCGGAUAUAUUUUCUAGAGGAGCGGAUGCAGCAGAAAUUCGAUGGUCCCACUGAAGACAUCUACAAAAUUAACAUUGAGCUAAAGGUUGAGGUACAAAGUCUGAAACAUGAACUGAAGGAGAGGGAAAAACUGCUCAUCAAAGCCUCGAAAGCAGUUGAGAGCUUGGCUCAGGGAGGUGAUACUGAAGUACAACGUGUGAAAGAAGCGGCUCGGAAGAAGGUGGAGCAAGUGGAAGAAAUCCUGACCAGCAGAAUCAACCUUUUGGAAGAGAAUCUUAAAGCUGCCCAAGAAGAAGCGGAAAAAGCCUUUGCGAUGACAGAGAGGGAGAAAGUUCUAAGAAUGGCUGCCGAGCAAAAACUCUCUUUGGUUUCAAAUCCAAAGGAUCUGGAUACAGUUGCAGGAAAUGAAAAAGACAGACUUAUAGAGCAACUGAAUCUGUCUUUGAAAAGUAAAGAAGCUAUAAUUCAGCACCUUGAAGCGGAAAAGUCUCAAAGUGGACCUUUUGAUGGGAGCUUGUCAGCAGAAAAAAUCAGAGAACUUACUGUUGCUUUGAGGCAUGAAAAAGAUAGUGAGAUAGAGGCUCUUAAAAUGGAACUUAGAAAUGAGAGAAAUUUCUUUGAAAAAAAAAUCCAGUCUCUUCAAGAAGAACUGCAGGAGAGAGAGAGUGAGCUUGCUGUUGAAAAGAAAAAUGGUUUGAAAAGGGAUAAAACAAUUCAAGGUCUAACGCUUGCAUUAAAAACAAGGGAGAAAGAGAAUGAAGAACUUGGUUCUGAAAUUGAAGAUCUAAAUGUUUCACUGGUUAACGCAAGAGAAGCGACUCACAAAGCUCAAAUCCAGAAGUUCAAGGGGGCUGAAGAUUAUCAAGCGCUGUUGAUGGAAAAAGAGGCCCUCCUAGCAGAGCUGCGUUCAGAAAAUCUGACAAAAGACACAGAGAAUCGUAAACUACAACGGAGGAUUAAGAGGACUGAUCAAGAGCUAAAUGAUCUGAAUCUAGAAAGAGAGAAAAUGGAAAGGGAAUUGGAUGAAGCUCAACUCCAGAAGAGCAGAUGCGACAAAACCAUUAAUGACCUUAGAAAUCAGCUAGAGAAAUUACAUGGUGAAGUGAUUGAGAGAGAGAAAGCAGUGGAACAUCGUUACAAUAUUCUUUUGAGUGAAAGCAGUCAGAAGUUACAGAGCCAAGAACUAGUUAUCAAGCAACUAACAGACAGUGUCAAUCAAAAGGAUCUAUUGCUUCAGAAACUUGAUGGUACAAUUAAAGAAAAGGAGGUGGAAUUUCAGGAUCUUUUAAAUAACUAUAAAAACCUUCUAAAAGUGAAAGAAGAACUUGAGUUGAAGAAUGAAGGAUUGAUAAAGGAAAAAUGUGCCGCUGAGUCUGAACAGUCAAUCGCCAAGAUAGUCAAAGAAGUGGAGGUGAAAAAGGAAUCUGAAUAUGAAGAGCUUAUUCUUGCUCUAAGAAAAGAGCAGCAUAUUUAUUCUACGCUAGUGAAGGCCCUGAAAGAUUCAGACAGUAUAAAUAGUCUGCAGGCAGAAUUGAACAACAUUUUUUUGUUGCGAAAACAACUGGAGGAAGAUAUUUUAGCUAAUCGGAAUCUGCGGAAAGUCCUGGAGGAUCAAAUUAAGGAAAUAAAAAACAAAGGAGAGGAAACCUUAUCUUAUUGUGGAGAUCAGACGUCUUAUAUGAGUAUUUGCCUAGGAGAGCACAGUCUUUUAAGCCUACAGGUAGACCAUCUGUCUCUUGAAGAACUGAAAAAAAAGGUUACUGAGCUCCUGUCAGUGGUAAAGGACCUGCAGUCAAUUAAUCAAGAUCUGAAGAAAGAACAACUUGGAUUCUCCAGAUUUGAUUCUUGGGGAGAAGAAACUCUGAAAAUAUUUAACCAGAGUGAGUUUCUUGAAAGAACAGAAGAGACCAUGAUGCCAGCUGAAGAUUUUCAAAAUGAUAAGCAUACACAGAGCUGUCAGCCUUCUGAGAAGACCAGUGAGAUAACUCCUGCAGACAUUUCAGAGGGUUUCUGCAAAGAUAGACAUUAUAGGAAUCUAAAUAAGCCUCAGGUUGAACAUGAUAGAGCUGGCAAACACUUUGGCAGAAUAGAGAUGAGCGAACAUGAAGCAGCGGAGAUGAGCCUGUUCACAUCUCUUUUAAAUGAAAAUGGAACAUCUGUACUUGAAUCUAGACAAGAACAAAUGAAAAUUGUAAGUGAACUGUUAGAUCAUCUGAACACAACUAAGGAAGAAUGUUCAUUUGAAGAAAUAGAGAAUAAGGAUGAAAAAGAUCUUAGGCAAAUGAUUAUUCAACUAAGAACUGAACUCACAUAUUUCAAGCAGGUCAAUAAAUUCUUAAAGCAGCAAGAAGAACUGAAGUCAACUGUUGAUGGGAAAGAGAAGCUUUAUCCAGAUACAGCGCCACAGAUUAAUAAGGAUAUCGAAUUGUUGAAAGUGGAACUGAAAGACACAGCUACACAAACAAUGACUAUAGAGAGUAAUGUCAUGAGAUUCAAACAUGAAGGCAAAAAAGAAACCUUAGAAGAAAAAAAAUAUUCAAGAUUAAAUGCAGAAAAAGAACACCAGCAAGAAAAUGUGUUUAAGGAAGAUGAGCAGCAUGAGAGACUUUCUCGUGCAAGUAGAACAAAUAAAAGUGAUUCCAUUUACCUGUCCAAGAAGUCCCGUCUACCCGUUCCAUUAAAGUCAUCUAGAUCAUUAGGAAACAUUCCAUUAGCCUCCUGCACACACAAGCCAGAUAUGCAUUUACAGCACCGGAUCAUGGCUGUUGAUGAAGGUCUCAAGGAAAGUAAAAUGCAAAGCGACCAACUUCAGCAACAAACAACAAGAGACAAAGAGUUAUCUUUGAGCAAAUCUCUAAUUGAAAAUUUUCAAGAGACGCCUCCUGAACAGAAAAGAGCAUCAGUGAGAGCCGAGUCAGUGAUGCCUUUGGACUACAAAGAGGUCCAGGUGGAUGCUUUGGAUGGUGGAUUUGAUACCCAUGACAAGAAUGAAAAUAAAACCAACAACAGUCAGAGAGAUAGGCAAGAAACAGAAAAUCAUCAUAACGUAAGCAGCAUGAAUAACCAACAUUCAAUGAAAGAGCUAAAUGAAGAGAUUGAUUCCAUGGAGAAUGAGGACAUUGACUCUGCUAUAACAUAUUCUGGUUCCCAGAGUCUGCUUUCUCACAAACUAAAUGUAACAAGUACAGAUGCAUUUGCUGACCAUGAGGUCACGGAUGACAUAGAAGAAUUGAGACAAAGAAUUAGGGAUAUGAAAUCUGAGCUUGACAGGUACAAAAUGUUCAUAUUUCACUUGCAGCCUACUACACAAUUUUUGCCCAGUGAUAUUUUCAAUAUCAUUUCGAAUGAUGCAGCAUUGGCUACAGAAGGAGAUGUUUUACAAAUGCAAGAUACAGAAAGGCAACAGUCUAAUGCAUGUUCUACAGUACGUCAGCAAGUGGAUUAUGAAAUCCAUAUAGAAAACCUGAAUUCCCGGUUGUCAGGGACACCUGAAGAACAGACAGCAGAAAAACUUAAGCAACUACUAUUAGAAAAUGAGGCUGAACUUGAAAAAGAGCAAAUUGCAAAUAUGCGUCUUCUUGAUGAAGUAUACUGCCUCCAGACCAAGCUUAGAGAAUCAUCUCCAUCCAACUAUGAUUCAUUAGUUCACUCCCAAGCUCGGGAACUCUCCUUUCAACGGCAGCAAAUUAAAGAGAUCCACAGCAUUUCUGUCACUUACUAUCAACAUCUGACCAGCCUUAUUAAAGCAUUUGAAGAGCUGCUUCAAGCUAGUGAUGUUGAUUAUUAUGUCGCCGAGGGCUUCCGUGAACAGUUGAAUCAAAGUGUGCAACUGUUUGAGAAGCUGGAAAAGAAGUUUCUCUAUGGAGAAUUAAUAGAUAUGGAGGUUACCAAACUUUGUGAACUAGGACAAAGGGAUAAUGAGAAGACUACCACAAUGUACCAGCAACUUAAGGAUGAGUCACCUGUACCAUCUGCUUUUCAUAGUUUUUCUGACUUUGAAAUGUCAGAAAAGUCAUCUCUUGGGUCACCUGAGCUUAAACAAGACCUGAUGGAAGGACAGCAUGGCACUCUGGCUCUUCUGCCAAAUAAAUUUCCCCCAGAGUUAUUAAUGGAGCAUCUGCAAGAAAUUCGAACUCUGAGACAACGUUUAGAAGAUUCCAUUAAAACUAAUGAGAGAUUGAGGAAGCAGCUUGAACGACAAGUAACAGACAUGGAACUAGAUCAGGGUUCUGCAAACAUUUUUAUCCAUGGCUCAGAGCAACAUAAUUCCCUGACUUCUGAAAUUCAUUUCCUGAGGAAGCAAAAUCAGGUUUUGAAUAUAAUGCUGGCAAAAGGAUCCAGAGAUAAACAAAAGGAAAAUGAAAAGUUGAGGGAGUCUCUCUCCAAGAAGAGUGCAGUCAUUGAGCAUCUCCACAAGGAUUUUGACUGUGUGAAGGAAGAAAAUGAAAGGCUGCAAAAACAGAUCAGCAAAAAGGAAGGUGAAAACAGACAUCUGACUCAUGAGGUUUACAGCAGUCGCAAUGAAUUAAACAGGUUGCAAACAGAACUGAAUUCAAAACAGCACCAGCUGUGUGAGAAUGACAAAUUACUGCAGUCGCUCCGAAUUGAACUCAAAGUGUAUGAAAAGUUGGAGGAAGCCAGCAGAAGAAGGACAGAUCCUGGACAUGAUGCUUCAGAAGAAUUCCGAAAAGAUCAAAAUAAUCCACUUGACUUACAUGAACUAUUGACUGAAAUACAGAGUUUGCGAGUGCAGCUUGAAAGAAGCAUAGAGACGAACAAGACUUUGCAUGAAAAAUUAGAGGAGCAGCUUUCAAAAGAAAAGAGAGAGGAAGUGGGCUCAGUGUCAGCUGUGAAUAUCAACUACCUGUUCAAACACGAAUCGCAGCAUUGUACAGGAAUGAAUGAAGUUGGUCAGACAUUCCCUGCAGCAGACAAUAAUAUAUGCGAGUUACAGAAGCAUGGACAUUACACAUCAAUGAAAGCAGACACCCAACUAACAUGUAAGGAAGAUGUAGACAACUCUUCACAGUGCAGCAGCAUCUCCUCUACUGGUACGUCAUGCACUCCCCGCCUUGUGCCUGGCCAUCGUAUGUGGGCAGACAAAAAUGGACGCCAUAUCCUUGGCUUGAUUGAGGAUUACAAUGCCCUACGGAAGCAGAUCUCAGAAGGGCAAAAGCUGCUAUCAGAAAUGGAGGGUCCUUUGAUAGAGAUCACUAGUAUGAAACAUGUGGAGCCUGGAGUAAAGGUUCCAGCCCAGACAUCACUGAAUAGCUUUUCUGCAAAUAUUCACACGGUACAGCAGAUUUUAGAAGAGGCUGCACGUUUAUUGAAGCUUCUCUGGAGAGUUUCUCUUCCCAUGAAAGUUGUCCACAGUACUGCUCACUACAGUCAGGAUGAAGGAAUGAAAGCAGAAAUACUUAGACUCCGUAAGAAACUGUCUGAGCAGGAGAAGAAGUUACACAGUAUGGUGAAACGUUUGCACUCUACAAACCAACUGAAGGAGAACAUGGAGAAAGUCAUCAUUGAUCAAUUGGCUUUAACCCAUGAUGUUUUAAAGAAGGCUAGAGGAAACCUAGAAAUUCAGCCAGAUGAAAAUCAAAAAGCAGCUUCGCACACCAACAAAAAAAGGAUUCUGUGAAGGAGACAGUUCCACUAAUAAAGACCAUCCCCUUAUGCGAU
Molecule: messenger RNA, 6012 nt
Organism: Gavialis gangeticus (Gharial)
Lineage: Eukaryota; Metazoa; Chordata; Crocodylia; Gavialidae
Gene: CDK5RAP2
Product: CDK5 regulatory subunit associated protein 2
Exons: 38
Coding region: 104-5971 (1955 amino acids)
Biological process (GO): establishment of mitotic spindle orientation; positive regulation of DNA-templated transcription; regulation of mitotic cell cycle spindle assembly checkpoint
Cellular component (GO): pericentriolar material; microtubule plus-end; microtubule organizing center
Molecular function (GO): microtubule binding; gamma-tubulin binding; calmodulin binding
Source: RefSeq, a predicted model, not a curated record